AUGUCAGAACUCCGUCAGCGACAGCCUGCCGCGGGCUCGGGGCGCCAACAAAACACAGACGCAGACGCAGACACAGCGCCGCGGCGCGAACCACGCCGCACCGACGAUGAUGACCCUUUCAUCAGCGUUCUUGACAUCAUCCGGGUGUUCGUCGUCCUAGUGAUCGCCUCCUGCGGUCUCUCAUACUACAUGACCAACACCGAGUCUGUACUAUGGGGCUAUCGGCCGUGGUUUACACGGUGGCCUGUCGUGAAGCAGUAUCUGAGUGGCUCGGUUCACCUCACACCAGUUGAACUCAGCCUGUACAACGGCACCGACCCCUCCCUUCCAAUCUACCUCGCCGUCAACGGCUCCAUCUUCGACGUCUCCGCCAACCCGAUGAUCUAUGGGCCGGGCGGAAGCUACAAUUUCUUUGCGGGAAGAGAUGCCACACGUGCCUUUGUGACGGGCUGUUUCAAGGAAGAUCUGACUACGGAUGUGGGCGGUGUCGAGGAGAUGUUCCUCCCCGUGGAGGACGUGGAGGAUGAGCAGAUUACCAUGGCAGAGAGGACGCUUCGCCAUGAGCGGGAGCUGAUGCUCGCUAGGGAACAGAUUGAGAAGACUGUUCUCCGAUGGCAGAAUUUCUUCCGGAAUCAUAAGAAGUAUUUCGAGGUUGGACUGGUGGAAGACGAUGGGACUGUUGACCCAGAGAAGGGGAAGAGAGUUCUUUGUGAGGGGGCAAAGAAGCAAAGGCCAAAGCGGAGUGAGAUGACCGAGGAAGAGUAG
Penicillium atrosanguineum is the source of this 765-nucleotide messenger RNA. RefSeq names its product putative heme/steroid binding domain protein. The coding region runs from base 1 to 765 and encodes 254 amino acids. Gene Ontology annotation, cellular component: endomembrane system; membrane. The record is from RefSeq and is a predicted model, not a curated record. The transcript is spliced from 2 exons. Lineage: Eukaryota; Fungi; Ascomycota; Eurotiomycetes; Eurotiales; Aspergillaceae.